AUGCCUAAACGACCAAAGAUUGACUCCGUAUACAAUGAGAUUGAUAAAGAAAACACUCAGGAUGCUGUCCUCCCAAUUGUUACUCGAGACGAGGCAACUCAUAGAAGAAAAUUAAGAAAAUUAUACUUGGAUAAUAAGAGAUCAAAUGGGGGAACUACAUCGUCAUCCCUCAAUAUUGUAUCCACCAAUAUUAAUUCCACUUCCACUCCGUGUGUUACACAACAUCGUCCAGUUUCACCUGAUGUGACUCUGAUUCUACAAAACAAGGAUAGAGAUAGCAUGCGAUUACCUAGAUCUAUUAUUGACAAAAGAAGAUCUACUACCAUAGGUGUUACAUCGGAUAACAUAGUCAACAAAAUUGGUUGUCACAAUUUUGAAUCCACUCCUGAUGUGGCUAAUAAUGUUACUCCAAGUCCGUCAAGUAUGGUAACAAGUAACAUUAUUUGUAGUACCAGCAAUCGGACAACGAGAGAAAAUGGUUUUGGAAUUAAUAUUUCAACUGGCAUCACAUCAACCACCUGCACAUCAUCAUUGAACUGUAAUUUGCAAAGGCUAUCAUCUGGGAAACGUAAGUUGGUAUCCAAACCACGUAUUUCAUCUCCUAUACCAAUGAUCGACUUGACCACAGAGGAAACCGUCGAACGAGAUCCUUAUAAAGGUGUUUCCACAGAUUAUUUGGAUCAUGGUGAUCAAGUUAUUACUUGUGAAGUUUGUUAUGCAAAGUUAUGGGAUGCAAAGAAAGGAAGCGGAAGAAAAGAGGGUGGCAAAAUAUGUCAUAUGUUAUGUUGUGGUUAUGCCAAAGUUGUGUUACCUGAUUACAAAUCUGUGACACCUUAUUAUAAAAGUCUAUUCAUGUCCAAUGGCAAUGAAAGCAGGCACUUUUUGAAGAACAUUCGACGUUACAAUUCUAUGUUUGCGUUUACGUCAAUGGGUGGUAAGGUUGACCAGACCGUUAAUACUGGUAAUGCUCAUUUUUGCUACAGAAUUAGUGGUGAAAAUUAUCAUUCUAUUGGUAGUCUUGUGCCAGAAAACGGAGGGAAACCUAAAUUUUGUCAGUUAUACAUAUACGAUACUGAAAAUGAGUUGGCAAACAGGUCUUCAGACAAUGCUUCCUCAUCAACCUCUUCAGACGAAACUGAUAAUAAGCUGAUACAACAAAUCAAAGCAAUGUUGGAUGCCAACAAUGUGCUUUUCUUGGUUGAUGCUUAUACGAUGGUUGAGAGCGAGCGACUUAACUUUAUAAGAUUUCAGCAACAAGAUCUCAGGUCUGAUACAUAUGAGAAUAUCCGAAAACUAAGAUAUAAUGGCCAACAAGAUUUGUCUAAGGUUGGAAAACUUGUUUACACUAUUGAGUUUCAGAAGCGAGGAUUGCCUCAUGCGCAUAUGUGCUUAUUCAUGGAGAAUGAUUACAAACUUCCAACUGUAGACCAUGUUGAUCAGUUUAUUUCUGCAGAAAUCCCUGAUAUAAACCAAGACCCGGAACUAUAUACGCUUGUGAAAGACCAUAUGAUUCAUGGUCCAUGUGUUAACGCUAGAAUGAGUUCUCCAUGUAUGGUUGAUAGAAAAUGUUUGAAAGGUUUUCCCAAGAAAUUUCAAGAUCACUCAACCUUGGAUUGUAACGGAUUUCCCUUAUACAGAAGAAGAGAUGACGGUUCCUUCGUUUUAAAAAAUAGAAUUGAGUUAGACAACAGAAGUGUUGUACCUUACAACAAAAAACUUUUGAAAAGAUAUCAGGCGCAUAUAAACGUUGAAUGGUGCAACCAAGCGGCGUCAAUAAAGUAUUUGUUCAAAUAUAUUAAUAAAGGUCCUGAUAGAGCAACAGUUGCUGUGGUUCCGAGCAAUAAUGAAAACGAGCAAGCAGAAAAUGAUGAAAUUAAAGAGUAUUAUGAUUGUAGGUAUAUAUCGGCUUGUGAAGCCUCUUGGAGGAUUUUUUCCAAUGAAGUUAAUUAUAGGAGUCCUUCUAUUAUGAGGUUGCCUUUCCAUCUUCCUGGACAACAAAUAGUUUGUUUCGGUCCUGAUGAAGAUAUUAAUCAGCUUGACCAGCGUAUAUGGGUUCCGAGAAUAAAAGGAAAAACAAUUGGAAGAAUUCAUUCCGUUUCUCCGUCUACCGGUGAAGCGUACUAUUUAAGAAUUCUUCUUAACAAAGUUAAAGGACCAACAUCGUUUGAUGAUAUUAAAACAGUUAAUGGUCGAGUGUACGAUACUUUUAGAGAUGCUUGCUAUGCGCUUGGUUUGUUGGAUGACGACUCGGAGUACAUUGAGACCAUCAAAGAAGCAAAUAUAUCAGGUAGCGCAGGUUAUAUUCGCAAUUUAUUCGCCACCAUGUUACUGUCAAGCACUUUAUCUAGACCUGAAGUAGUCUGGGAAAGCACAUGGAAGUAUAUGACAGAUGAUUUUCUGUAUAGAUUCUCAAAGUAUCAUCGUGUUUCAACUAGAUCCACGGUUCAUGGGGGCACUCCUUAUCGGAUUCUCUUGGAUACCGACGUUGAUGUUGAUGAUUUAUUUGCUAUAUUGUAUCUACUCAAGCUUAAUCGGUCUGAAUUUAAUUUACAGGCGAUAACAUUGAACACGAAUUCAUGGACAAAUGCUGGACAUGCAAUAAAUCAUAUAUAUGAUAUACUAUACAUGAUGGGGCGAGAUGAUAUUGAUGUUGGUGUAGGAGGCGAGGGUGGAAUACUCGAAAAUGGUACAAUACUACCCGAUGUCGGUGGCUAUCUUCCGAUAAUAGACCAGCAAAACGGCACUGCUGGACCUUGUAGAUAUAGACAAGCUAUUCCGGUUGGAGGUAGAGGAAGACUGGAUGUUGAUACAAAUUUCGGCUUGCGAAGAAGCUUUCUUCCACAGGGAAGUCGACGAUACUCUCCUCUUCGACAACCGACUGCACAACAAAUAUUGAUCAAGACAAUAUCCGAAGACCCGGUUAGCGUACUCCUAGCAGGAGCACACACAAAUUUAGGAAUUUUUCUUAUGACAAAUCCGAGUUUAAAGAGAAAUAUCGAUCAUAUUUACAUCAUGGGUGGUGCUGUGAGGUUGAAUAAUCCAACAAGCCACAAUAGUAACAUGUUUACAACCUAUAGAAGUAAUCCAUACGGCGAAUUUAACAUCUUUAGCGACCCUUUUGCUGCGUACCAGGUUAUUCAUUCCGGGAUUCCAAUCACCCUUGUUCCAUUAGAUGCAACAAACACGAUUCCCGUUACCCGCGACUUCUUUGAAGCAUUUGAGCAAAAUCAGCAUACAUACGAAGCGCAAUACGUUUUUAAGUCGCUAAAGGUGGCCCUUCAUACUUUGUCUCUUGACUCCUUUAAGAACUAUUUUAUGUGGGAUUCAUUUAUGUCGGGUGUUGCGACAUCCACUAUGCGUAACAUACACGAAAAACACGAGGAAAAUGAAUUUGCGGAAAUGGUGUACAUGAAUAUUACUGUGAUUACAUCGAACGAACCGUAUGGGAUAUCUGAUGGCUCGAAUACACUCUUUGAUGACGAUAAGAUCCCGAAAUUCAACUUGCUGAAAAAUGGAGUUCAUAGUGGUCAUGUCCAAACAGGCAUUCUAGAUCCAUUUUGUCUUCGUGAGAAUCGGACAGGGAUAUGUAAGGAUGGUUAUACCGAAGAAGUCACCGGACCGGAUUCAGUACGUAUACGAGUUGCUACACGAGCAAAACCUAAUCACGACAAUACGAGUUCCUUGGAUAGAGAAUAUUUCGUUAGUUUUCUCGAUGUACUAAAUCGCGCUCAGCAAAAAGGGCGAUUCAAUUUCACAUCCGAAUUCCCUUAUUACAAACAAGUUUUCUACAAACCAGAUUUCAAAGGGAAAAAACUUGGGAAGAUCGUCGUGUUUGAUAUGGAUAUGAGUGUGGGAGAUUUCUUGGCUCUCUUUUAUCUACUUAAAGUACCCGUCGAAGAAAUUUAUCUCAAGGCGAUAUUAGUAACCGGAAGUGGUUGGGCAAACGCGGCAACAAUAGACGUGGUGUAUGAUUUGUUACAUAUGAUGGGCCGUGAUGAUAUCGAUGUUGGUUUAGGCGAUUCUUUUGGUUUGAACCAAUCAUAUCCACACACCCCAAAUGUUGGCGACUGUAAGCAUUCAAAGGCCAUACCACAUGGAAGCGCGGGUCGAUUGGACUCCGAUACACUAUAUGGUCUUGCACGUGAUCUACCAAGGAGCCCAAGAAGGUAUACAUCGGCGAGCUCCAUUGAGUUUGGAGCUCCUGGUAACACGGAUUUCCCUCAGCUUAAACAACCAUUAGCAUUAGAAGUUUGGAGAUCAUUAGUGACGUCUAUUGAUGAUGGAUCAAGAGUUACAUUCUUGUCGAACGGACCGUUAACAAAUUUAGCAAACAUCCUACUUUCCGACCUUAAUUCUAGUUCGAUCAUACAGGAAGCGUUUAUACUUGGAGGACAUACCAACUACAAAAACAACCAAGAGAAAGGAAAUGUGAUCAAUGUCCCAUCAAACAAAUAUGCGGAACUAAACAUGUUUCUCGACCCUUUGUCUGCCAAGACAGUAUUUGAUUCAUCACUAGAGAUCACACUCAUCCCUCUUCAUAUGCAACGCAAAGUUUACGCGUUUCCAGAGAUGAUAAAAAGAUUGCAAUCAAAUAGCACAACACCUGAGACAAGUUUCACUCGACGUUUGUUGAUGAGGCUUCAUCACUUACACCAAAAGCAUCAACUAUAUCGACAUGUGGAUAUGUUCUUGGGGGAGAUUUUAGCUGCCAUUGUCGCUACCAACAAUCAGAAAGUUUUGAAUUCUACUUUCGAAAUCAAGCAUGUGAACAUCUAUGCAAAAGGGCAGCUAUCUAGAGAUGGAGAAAUAAUAUUUAACAAACGUAAAAAGAAAGGGAUUAAAGUAUUGCAGGGUUUUAGUCAUGUAUCAUGCUAUGAUAUUUUUGCAGAUCAUCUUGUUAGAAGGAAACAGUCAGCUGUGUUAGGGAGCUUUGAAGAACAAAAAAGACGUUGGACGACUUCAUUGUAG
Molecule: messenger RNA, 4968 nt
Organism: Helianthus annuus (common sunflower)
Lineage: Eukaryota; Viridiplantae; Streptophyta; Magnoliopsida; Asterales; Asteraceae
Exons: 19
Coding region: 1-4968 (1655 amino acids)
Molecular function (GO): hydrolase activity, hydrolyzing N-glycosyl compounds
Source: RefSeq, a predicted model, not a curated record